Triticum aestivum (bread wheat) is the source of this 1404-nucleotide messenger RNA. RefSeq lists its product as uncharacterized. Gene Ontology annotation, molecular function: protein binding. Lineage: Eukaryota; Viridiplantae; Streptophyta; Magnoliopsida; Poales; Poaceae. The transcript is spliced from 2 exons. The record is from RefSeq and is a predicted model, not a curated record. The coding region runs from base 131 to 1231 and encodes 366 amino acids.
CGUAUCCGUAGGUAGGAUCAUCAUAUCAUAUAUAUAGCAGCUGAAUCGAGCAGCGUACGUAGAUCAAUGCUCGGAUCUCCCCCCGAUAACUUUCCUUCAGCUGAGUAGGCACCAACGGCUUGAUUCAUCCAUGGCGUCAUGGUCGGAUCUCCCCGGAGAGCUUCUACGGAUCAUCAUCGCCGCCCUCCCCGACCCGAUUCACCACGCUCGCUUCCAAGCAGUCUGCCGUUCCUGGCGCUCUGUCCUGUCUCCGCGCAAGCUACCCAGGGUCCUGCUCCCAACAGGAUCCAUGUUGCUCCCCUUUGACAGCGCCCCCCACAGAAUGUUUCCCCUCCCAGAAAACCAGCGCUUCGUUGGCUCCACCGACUGUUUUCUCACCAUCGAUGUCAUCGAUGCUCACAACAAGCAUACAUAUGUGCUCACUAAUCCUUUCUCAAGGACCAUGCUAGAGCUCCCGGAGCUUGACGCUGUCAUCGGCAAUGUUCCCGAAACCUUUGGGAUCCACAAGGUGCUCACGCACUCUGGCCUCCAUGGUCUCGUCGUCAUAAGGACCAACAACCGCAAUCAUCCCAUCAUCUUGCUAAACCGAGGCAAGGGUGUGUGGUUACCCAAGCCACGACAUCAACCCUUCACCCGCAUCAUCGACGUCGCGUUCCUCAAAGACACACUCUAUGCCAUCACACAGGCUGAGAACCUCAUCUCCUUGGGCGUCGCCUUUGAUACCAAAGGCAUACCCACGGUGACCAGCAUUAAGCGCGUCAUCACAGGCCCGAUUGUCACUCUUGAGAAAGACAAAGAUGCACCGGGAAAGAGAUCACCCCGCGACUACAUAAUUAAUGACGCUGUGCACUUGGCACGCGACCACGAAAGACCUCAUGUUGAUAUCCUGACCGCCUGGUACCUGGUACAAUCGCAAGGGAAGCUGCUUAUGGUGAGACGCGAGAUGGAAUGUACUAGCUACCUUGAGGGUUUCACUCGUAAGGUGGAGGUUUUUGAAGCGGACGUCGGUGCAAGAACGUGGGUGCCCAUGUCGACUGGUCUACAUGGCCAUGCACUCUUUCUUAGCAAACACUCUAGCAAGUCUAUUGUUGCGGGUGACGAGAUUGAAGAAGAUACUAUUUAUUUUAUUGACAAUGGUGAAGUAUUCAACCUGAGAUCCAAGACUACAAGCCCUCCAAAUAAAGAUUUCGGUUUCGAUGCGAUGUGGCUCUUUUAUCCCAGUUCAUUGUAGAUCAUAGUUGUUUUUUUGGGAUAGAUCAUAUCAUUAUUAUUUUUGAAGGGAAAAGAUAGAUCAUAGUUCCUUUUUUUGCGAGGGAUAGAUAAUAGUUUGUUGUACUAGUUGUUUACCGAAAAUUGUAAGAGCAUAUUACUAAACGUAUAUAAAUCGAUGUGUUUUGAUCUAUC